GCGGGCCGGACGCGGCUCUAAAAGACAAGCCCAAAGCCAUAUAGCCAUCGAGCUCUGCCUAAAAUAUACGCUGUCGACGCUUGCUCGACCAUCCGCCAAAGCAACGGGCGUCCGACGCUCCCCAGCCUCGCAGCCUUCAGAGAGGCUUUUUGUGCUGCACAGGAAAACGCCCAUUCCACUGCGAGGCGGAGCUACGAGAUAGCAAAAACACAAAAGAAAUGAAGCUCCGCACCUUCACCUGGAAUGUCUGCGGCCUAGAUGUAGAACAUUUAGAAGCGAAAGACGCCGAGCGGCUCGAUAGCAUACUGGCACAACUCACCGCCACGGACGCGGACGUCGUCUGCUGUGGACUGGUGGAGGUCGUCGAUCUGGACCCAGGAACGGUACUCAGAGAUUCCAUAAAAACGGACAGCGUCUUCCGCACGAGAAGGGUAGAAAGCUGGCGCGUCAAAUGCCGAAACGCGUUGGGUGAUGCCUACACCGAGAUCACGUCCGGCGGCCUCGUGGGCGUGGCCCUCUUCGUCUUCGCCAAGCCCGAUACUUUGGUAGGUGUGGACGUAUCGACCAUCGCCACCGGAAGUCUAGGAGGCGCACUCGGCAAUAAAGGUGCGGUCGUGAUGCGAAUGACGCCGUGCAAAUCCACAUAUUUCCACGUCGUCCACGCGCACAUGGCUUCCGAUUUGGAUCAAGUAGCGGCGAGGAACGCCGAGUACGCGCAAAUUGUGAAUACGAGGUGUGUUCCCGAGGAACAUUCGGCGUUAGGCGACGCUAUAAGAGGCUCAAGACUGUGGCAGCUGAUAGGCCCCGUGCCCUCGGAGGGUUUUGGUGUACUAGACGCGGACGUCGUCAUCUGGCAGGGCGAUUUGAACUACCGGCUUGGAGAUGAGGGCGACGCGCCGCCGCCGCCCUCGCCUUCCUUCGCGAGGCGAGCCUCGGUCGUAGCGGGCGCGGUGGUGGGCGGCGCCGCGGCCGUGGCGACGGGCGUGGGUGUGGCUGUCGUUGGCGUCGGCGCGGCGGUGGCGGGUGGCGCGGCCGUCGGCGCGGGCGCGACGGCCGGCGCCGAAAAACUGGUAGCGGGGGGUAGCCCGGAGAAGGCGGCGACGCCCAAAGAGGACAUUUGGCGGGACGUCGUCGAUGCUAUCGAGAAAGAGGACUGGGACACGCUGCGGUCGCGGGAUCAAUUAAUCGAUGCCAUUGAUAGUGGAGACGCCUUCGAGGGGUUUAGGGAGGCGGAUCUAGCGUUCCCGCCGACCUAUAAGUUAAUCAGGAACGACGAGGACGCCUUGCGGUAUAAACAAAAUAGGCGGCCGGCGUGGUGCGACCGGGUUAUAUGGAGGGGCGACGCCGUCUCCUGUAAAGCGUACGACUGCGUGCCGUCGGCGUUGUCCGAUCCUGUGUGGAAAUCAAAGUUUUACGGCGCGUUCGUUCUGAAUCAUCGCGUCGACCUCCACGCCAUCGACGCGACGCCUGCUCGAUGGCGUGGCGAUGCCGGUUCCUCACCGCUCGACCAAGCCAGGACGGCCGCGGCAUCGCCGAGAAAUGACUUAGUGAAGAAUUGUCGGUGCACCCGACGCCACUGGUUGAUUUCCACACAGGUCCGAUCACGCGCCCGUGUUUGCCGACCUGGCGUGGGAUGAUGUGGCAUUACCACCGCGCGUCGCGCCGGACAACCGGAGCGCGGCGCAGACUUCUGUGCCAUCGGCGGAGCGCCAGACGUCCAUCGCACGCGGCGACCGGAGUGGCCUCGGCGCAGCGGGGUGGUUCGGUGAGGGAGGAGGUUUUGUCUAAUAGUCCUACUU
Molecule: messenger RNA, 1799 nt
Organism: Pelagomonas calceolata
Lineage: Eukaryota; Pelagophyceae; Pelagomonadales; Pelagomonadaceae
Source: the annotation of a GenBank genome assembly